Molecule: messenger RNA, 1404 nt
Organism: Propithecus coquereli (Coquerel's sifaka)
Lineage: Eukaryota; Metazoa; Chordata; Mammalia; Primates; Indriidae
Gene: UROS
Product: uroporphyrinogen III synthase
Exons: 10
Coding region: 270-1067 (265 amino acids)
Biological process (GO): uroporphyrinogen III biosynthetic process
Molecular function (GO): uroporphyrinogen-III synthase activity
Source: RefSeq, a predicted model, not a curated record
UCGGUGCGCGUGCGCCAGCGCCCAGGUGGGAGCUGCUUGGGUCCCGUGACCCCUGGGCUGAGGUGCGGGACGCCCCGGGGCCCCGCACGGGGAGGGGGCUGUGCACCCUGUUGGCAUUGGUCCUGCAGCCUCUGCAGCUUCUUUGCUGGGACUGCGAGAUACCGCCCCCCGCCUGGGCGCCUGCCGUGUGCCAGGCGCCGUGCUGGGCACGGUCCCAUCUCCGCCCCUCACCAGCCCCGCGAGCACCCUAUAAGGACUACCAGGCAACAAUGAAGGUUCUUUUACUGAAAGAUGCUAAGGAAGAUGAUGGUGGCCAGGAUCCAUAUAUCAGGGAAUUAGGAUUACAUGGACUUGAAGCCACUUUGAUUCCUGUUUUAUCAUUUGAGUUUUUGUCUCUUCCCAGUUUCUCUGAGAAGCUGUCUCAUCCUGAAGGUUACGGAGGACUCAUUUUUACCAGCCCCAGAGCAGUGGAAGCAAUGGAGUUGUGUUUGGAGAAAGACAAUAAAACAGAAGUCUGGGAAAAGUCUCUGAAAGAAAAAUGGAAUGCUAAGUCAGUGUAUGUUGUUGGGAACGCUACUGCUUCUCUAGUGAGUAAAAUUGGCCUGGAUACAGAAGGAGAAAAGUGCGGAAAUGCAGAAAAGCUUGCCGAAUAUAUUUGUUCCAGGGAGCCAUCAGCAUUGCCUCUUCUGUUUCCCUGUGGAACCCUCAAGAGAGAAGUCCUGCCGAAAAUGCUCAAGGACAAAGGGAUUCCCAUGGAAAGCAUCACUGUCUAUCAGACGAUUCCGCACCCAGCAAUCCAGGUGAACCUGAGCAGCUACUAUUCCACGCAGGGGGUUCCAGCCAGCAUCACAUUUUUCAGUCCUUCUGGAGUUACGUACAGUCUCAAGCAUAUUCAAGAGUUAUCUGGUGACAGCAUGGAUCAAAUUAAGCUUGCAGCCAUUGGCCCCACCACAGCUCGGGCGCUGGCCGCCCACGGCCUGCCUGUGAGCUGCACUGCGGAGAGCCCCACGCCAGGGGCCCUGGCUGCUGUCGUCAGAAAGGCCCUGCAGCCCCGAGGCUGCUGCUGAAUCAGCCGCCCUGCAGCCGCCCCGCAGCCGCCCGGCAGCCUUGCCCCGGGCAGCUGGGCUCGGGCUGGGCUGGGCUCCUCCCUGUGGGGCCCCUCAGCUUGCUGCUGCCUCCUCGUGGGCCAGGCGUUGGACAAGGGCUCUUCGGAGCUGCCACCAUCAAACUCCUGCCUCAAGCCUGAGUGGAACCAGCUGGGGACCAGGGGCCAGGGCCUGGCCUGGGGCUGGCAUCAGGCCUGCAUGCAUGUGACUGCCCUCCACAGAAGCCAGUUUGGACCCUAACCCAGACACACGCCAGCCCAGGCCCUGCGAGAGCUUUCUGUGCCCAGCAGGAAGGAGA